AUGACCAAUGGCGGAUGGACGGUGAUACAACGCCGUCAAGACGGAUCAGAAAAUUUCUUCAGAACAUGGAACGAGUAUGCCACUGGUUUUGGGAACAGAACAGGCGAGUACUGGCUUGGUCUUGAAAACAUACAUCUGCUGACAAGAAACAGCAGCUCACUUUAUAUAGACAUGAGGAAGAAUUGUUUGCAUUUCCAUCGGAUGGAAUCGUUUGGAGAUGUUCCAACUUCUGCUGCUUAUGCUGAAUACACAACCUUCAAAGUUAAUGACAACAUGGAUAAGUACAGAUUGACAGUGGCGGGAUAUAAAGGGAAUUGUUCAGACAGUUUGAGUCCACACAACAAUACUCCGUUUUCAACCUUAGACAAUGACAAUGACUUACACGGACCAUAUAACUGUGCAGAAUACUACAGAGGGGCGUGGUGGUAUAAAAGCUGUUUUGCGUCCAGUCUAAACGGAUUGUACUUGGAUGGUGCCAGCAGUAACUUCGGCAGUGGCAUCAUCUGGAAUGAAAAAGCAGAUGGCGGUGACAACACAUCAAAACAAAGUUUUAAAAGGAUACAUAAACAACCAGAAGCUAUUGACUGCCUUGCUUUAUUUCAACAAGGCUAUCUCGCAAAUGGUGUAUACGUUGUGCAGCCGGUGGGCGGGACUAAUAUUGAGGCAUGGUGUGAUAUGACGAAUGGCGGAUGGACAGUGAUACAACGCCGUCAGGACGGAUCAGAGGAUUUUUACAGAGGAUGGGGAGAGUAUGUUGAAGGCUUCGGAAACAAAACAGGAGAGUACUGGCUUGGUCUUGAAAACAUACACCGGUUGACAAAAAACAGCAGCUCACUUUAUAUAGAAAUGGAAGCGUUUGGAGAUGUUCCAACUGUCGCUGCUUAUGCCGAAUACACAACCUUCAAAGUCAAUGAUAAUAGCGAUAAGUACAGAUUGACAGUGGCGGGAUUUAACGGGAAUUGUUCUGACGAUUUGACCUACCAUAACAAUAGCCAAUUUACAACUUUUGACAGUGAUAAUGAUGCCAAGGGAUCUGCCAACUGUGCAGUAAUAUACAGCGGAGCUUGGUGGUAUAAUAAUUGUCACCAUGCCAACCUAAACGGCUUGUAUUUAGGCGAUGGAACAACUGCAUUUGGUCAAGGUGUCAACUGGUACAGUUGCUGGGGCUUAGAAUAUUCUCUGAAAAGAACUGUAAUGAAAAUACUUCGAAACGUGUGA
This is a messenger RNA of Mercenaria mercenaria, 1218 nucleotides long. RefSeq names its product microfibril-associated glycoprotein 4-like. NCBI's taxonomy places the organism in Eukaryota, Metazoa, Mollusca, Bivalvia, Venerida, Veneridae. The transcript is spliced from 4 exons. The record is from RefSeq and is a predicted model, not a curated record. Bases 1 to 1218 code for a protein of 405 amino acids.